This is a messenger RNA of Aspergillus sclerotioniger CBS 115572, 1995 nucleotides long. Its product is annotated as alkaline phosphatase family protein. The record is from RefSeq and is a predicted model, not a curated record. NCBI's taxonomy places the organism in Eukaryota, Fungi, Ascomycota, Eurotiomycetes, Eurotiales, Aspergillaceae. Bases 1 to 1995 code for a protein of 664 amino acids. The transcript is spliced from 3 exons.
AUGGUAUCCGUUCCCCGCGUGGCCGCCGCUACGAGCUCCGCGGCCCUCCGAGCUACGGCCUUCUUCUUCCUCCGCUGGAUCCCCGGCCAUCACUUCCCACCCCUCAUCUUCACAUUGUUUGCUGUGUACGUGGCUUCAUUGGUGUCACUCGGUCGGCCGGCCGACCCAAACACCCCCGAUCACCACAAGGGCAACAAGAGUGCUCAGCCUGCGUCCAGGUCUUCGGUGCCACCCACUCAGGGCGUUCUUAAGACCCUGUUGACCGGUCUGCCGUCCGCCAGGCUACCGCUGUCAACGCGCUUGACCGUCCUGAUCAAUAUCGCCCUCACCCUGCUUACCCUGGACUUUGUGGUGAGAGGCUUCGUUGUCUACCCCAGCCAAGAUGUCACCUUCUCCCGCAUCGGUUAUGUUUCUCCGACCACAGCAAACCUGUUGGUUCGUGAGCCCGAUGCUGCCCAGCUACCCUUGAUGGUGUUCUACCAGGCAGCGGAGGAGGACCCCUCGCGAUGGACUGAAGAGGGCGUCAUCUACUCCCUGGAUGACACAACGGAUUUUACAACGACCGUGAUAAUUAGGGGCCUGGAACCGGCUUCUGCGUAUCGAUACUCCCUGUCCAACAACCUGACGGGCUCCUUCGUCACCGCACCGAUGCCCGGCUCGAAAUCGGCCAACCACCUCAGCUUCCUCACCUCGAGUUGUAUGAAGGCGAACUUCCCCUACAACCCGUUGUCACAUCCAUUGCGGAUUCCAGGAAUCGAGAAGAUGACAGAGACGGUCAACUCACUGUCGUCGCUGCUCCGGCCGGCUUUCAUGCUGUUCCUGGGGGACUUUAUCUAUGUCGAUGUACCUCAGCGAUUUGGAUCAUCUAUCUCUCACUACCGCAGCGAGUACCGUCGGGUCUACUCAUCCCCGUCAUGGUUCGAGCCCGAGGGCAGUCCAGCCAUCGAUCUCCCUUGGAUCCAUACGCUCGAUGACCACGAGAUUGAGAACGACUGGUCCAAGGGGAAUACCACCGCGCCGUACCCUGCUGCUUUUGACCCCUACAUCCACUACCACGUCAGCGCGAACCCUCCUAUUCCACCGACGCCCUUUGCGAGACCCGAGAACACCACCUACUUCUCGUUUAUCAAUGGUCCGGCCUCGUUCUUCAUGCUGGACACCCGCACCUACCGGUCCGAGCCUGCUCAGCCCGACUCCUCCAUCCUCGGCUCUGCACAGCUCCAGUCCCUUCUCGCCUUCCUUGCCCGUCCGGAGCCAUCCGAAGUCCGCUGGAAGAUUGUGGCAUCCAGCGUCCCUUUCACCAAGAACUGGCACGUUGGCACGACUGACACCUGGGGUGGGUUCUUGAAUGAGCGUCGCGUUGUCUUCGAGGCCAUGUGGCGCGCAGAGCGCGAGCUCGGCAUCCGCGUUGUCCUUCUCAGCGGAGAUCGCCACGAGUUUGGAGCCACCCGAUUCCCAGACCCAGAUCUCAACCUGACCCCCGAGGAGCUGCUCCCCAAUACCGCGGGAGAAGGUCUGCACGAGUUCUGUGUCGGACCGCUGAACAUGUUCUACCUCCCUAUCCCGACUUACCACCAAGACGAUGAUGAAGACGUCGCAAUUAAGUACAUCCCAGAAGGAAACACUAAGUACGGGCUGAUCAACAUAGAUGUUCGGGACGAGACCAUCGACACCAAGACCGGUGCAGCCAUCACCGUCCCCAGCUCUGUCUUCACUUACUCACUCUAUAUCGACACCGACCUUGUUUGGCAACACUCCCUCAGCGUUCCUUUGCCCGGAUACGAGGCCGUGGUCGCUUCUUCGUCCGCCUGGAAACACCCUCACUUUCCGCCGGGCAAGCUCCUCCUGGACGAGCGCGAGGCCAAGAGCUGGGCAGCAUCCAUCCAGUCGAUGAUAGGCCGCGUCGAAGAGACAGCUGGCGAACUGUUCUCGUAUGCGACAGAGCAAGUGUUCGAGCUGCUCGACAAAAUCAGACGUGUGGAAAGAGUAGACUGA